AUGGACUCCCUCACUCAUCGGCCAUGGGAGCAUCAACCUCACCACCCUCCCUCGGGCCCCCAAACCCCCGCCGCCUCCUCUCAGACUUUGCCCUCUAUAUCAACCUUGACGGCUAAUAUGAAUGGGGGCUCAGGCCCAGUCCCCACCGAGAAAUCCCCUGGCAACGCUUCUCUCAACACCAUCGAACGGGACUCGGGGAAUUGGUCCAUGCCGCAAAGCACAAGUAAGUCGACUCGUCUCGAGGCGGAUGGCUUGUCGCAUACUGACCAGUUGGACCCGACAGGAUCUUCUACCUACUCAACUGCGACCAAUGGCACUGCCAAUCACCUCAACCAAGUCCAUAACCAGAACAACAACUAUCCCUCGCUCAACUUUCUCACCUCCACCUCGCAACCAUCUCCCAACCGCAAUCACAUCGUGCCAGACCGGUCGCCCUUCGGUCACGACCAAUCGACCACUCCCUCCUCCGCUGGCGCAAAUCACCCCUCGCCUGGUUUCCACUCGUCGCAGCCCAAUUCCGCCUUGCCCUCGAUCAAUCAAAACUAUGACGCUUCCUCGCAGCGGGGGAGUGUGGUCGACGUCUCCGAGUCGCGACGCAGCAGCGUGGAUAGUCGCAUGAACCAAGGCAUUAGCUCCCUGGCCAUCAACCCGGCUUCUCCCUACCACAGCACCAAUGCCUCGCAAUCCUCAAUUCCCUUGUCGCCCUUGGGACCUCGGCCAAGCGAACUUCGAAAUUUCGCUGGCGGUCGCACGGCACCGGCGAUUUCUUCGAAUCCUCGAUCGGAGAUUUACAAUGCCGAGGCACCAACGGCUGGUAUGGCCUACGCCUUUCCCGACCCGGACGUCGCACGAUCAAGCUCCAUUUCCUCCAACGAGAAGUCCAAUCCGCCUUUCUCGAGGAAGGGAAGCACAGCCGAAUCACUCAGCAGCUUGUACUCGGAGUCGCGUAUGCCGCGGGGACAACAUGAACUGCCGCCAAACGUACACCACCACUCUCUACAGCACAAGCAGGUCCGCGACUUGAUAGGCGAGGCGGAUCCAUCCGGAAACACACCCUACAGCCGGACUCCCGAAUUACGCGUCACGCAUAAACUCGCCGAGAGGAAGCGCCGGAGUGAAAUGAAGGACUGUUUCGAAGCUCUCCGCGUGCGCCUUCCCCAUGCCCAGAACAACAAGUCGAGCAAAUGGGAGACCUUGACUCGAGCGAUCGAGUAUAUCAGCUCGCUAGAGAAAUCGGUCGGUCAGAUGCGUCGUGAAACUUCCAUCCUCCGCAACGAGGUGGACGAACUACGCGCCCAAUUGAAUCAACAGCAAGGCAAUGGGCCUUCGCGAUCGGCUUCCAUCUACGACCAUCCGAUGGUAUCUACGCCAACGAAUGGACAGGCUCCGCCGGGUCCAGUUUUCGCCCAAUUCGGGAACGGAGUUCAGCAGAUGGAGCAGCAACAGCAACAGCAACAGCAACAGCAACAGCAACAGCAACAGCAACAGCCGCGCACGCUGCCUCCGCUGAUGAAUGGCUCCGUCGCCCCGAUGCAGGGAAUUCAGUAUACCGAUGAGCGACGGUGA
Penicillium cosmopolitanum is the source of this 1566-nucleotide messenger RNA. RefSeq lists its product as uncharacterized. The record is from RefSeq and is a predicted model, not a curated record. Gene Ontology annotation, cellular component: RNA polymerase II transcription regulator complex. Bases 1 to 1566 code for a protein of 521 amino acids. Gene Ontology annotation, molecular function: DNA-binding transcription factor activity; protein dimerization activity. NCBI's taxonomy places the organism in Eukaryota, Fungi, Ascomycota, Eurotiomycetes, Eurotiales, Aspergillaceae. Gene Ontology annotation, biological process: positive regulation of transcription by RNA polymerase II. The transcript is spliced from 3 exons.